AUGCCUUCCAAUAGCAGCAGAAAAACAGACCGUAAAGGAAAAGGAAAAGCAUCUGCAAGUAUAUCUACCUCUGCAAACCAUGUUUUGGCUGGCCAUGUGGCACCUCGAGAAAUUGCCCCCAGUUUCUCAUCCUCAACUAUUCAAGAUCAGCAAUACGUGGAAAUUGUUGAAAUGUUUAACAAAGUAAACAACAGUAUCAACGGUGUCAAGGAUGACAUUGCUGCUGUCAAUAGCAAUAUGACAGCCUUUAAAAACAGGAUGGGCGUUGUUGUUGACACGUCUGGAAAGACAUAUACGGCAUUUGCAGACUUUGCAACUGUCUAUGCCAAUGAUCAAACUCAUAUGGCUAGUCUAGCACUAUCUCCGAUGUCAUCCUAUGUCCCUCAGAUCUCCCUCAGUGAUGCCGAGGUUUCUGUCAUUAUCUUGAAAAUCUUUGUGGAAAGGUUGUGGGACUGGAAGUUUGAGUCUGACGACCCUGCUCUUGUUGCUGAGAACGAGAGUAAGAAGAAGUGGAACUUGAAUGAGAAGAUUAACUACCACAAUAACAUAGCUGUUAUCAACUACUUGAAGAGCUACAUUAGCGCAAGACUUGCCUAG
Messenger RNA from Phycomyces blakesleeanus NRRL 1555(-), 597 nucleotides. RefSeq lists its product as hypothetical. Lineage: Eukaryota; Fungi; Mucoromycota; Mucoromycetes; Mucorales; Phycomycetaceae. Bases 1 to 597 code for a protein of 198 amino acids. The transcript has 2 exons. The record is from RefSeq and is a predicted model, not a curated record.